AUGCCCAAGAAGAAGAAGUUCCUUCAGGGUAACGACCGAGAUGUCCCGCGCUUCACUUGCAUCGGACGCAUACCCUCGGCAAAGGACCGGGAUCUCUGUGUUCGCGGGAAGGGAAGGGAACGAAAAGGCGGCGGCGCCUCGGGCGACGAGGAUUUCGACGCUCAAGGCAACAAGGACGAGGACAUUUUAGACGCCAAUAAAUGCAACGCCAAAGACACCGAAGACGACGCCGCUGCCGCCGCCGACGAUAACCAGGUCGGCCGAGCAGCAGAAUAUGCCGCUAGGAUCCGGUAG
Messenger RNA from Hirsutella rhossiliensis, 294 nucleotides. RefSeq lists its product as uncharacterized. The coding region runs from base 1 to 294 and encodes 97 amino acids. The transcript has a single exon. The record is from RefSeq and is a predicted model, not a curated record. Lineage: Eukaryota; Fungi; Ascomycota; Sordariomycetes; Hypocreales; Ophiocordycipitaceae.